Molecule: messenger RNA, 192 nt
Organism: Sphaeroforma arctica JP610
Lineage: Eukaryota; Ichthyosporea; Ichthyophonida
Exons: 1
Source: RefSeq, a predicted model, not a curated record
GCGCAUAUCCUUCGUUUGCCGGUGCUCGAGGAAUCGUACCGUGCGUACGCACAGACAAUCUUCGCAAUGGAGAAGUUCCCUAACGCAACCGUUGUAGCUAAGGCGAUCAAAGCCCACAAGCCCCAGACACACAAUGCUAAACUUGUGUUCGAGUACCUUUCCUCGGCAAGAUCUGCUCAUCCGGGUAGGUAG